GUUAAAAAAUCAUAGAAAUGCCAUCUCCACAAUAGGCUAAGUUUAAAAAAAAAUUACCGUAAAUGUACAAGUCAAGGCGCAAAUGAAAGAAAAACGGGACUUUAAUCUGGCUAUCGCUUAUCAGAAUAAAUUGUGUCAAUAUCUUGGGAGCGAGUUGAUCCCAACUCGUCUUUUAAUUACUAACUCCAGAAGUGUGGCUCUCCACCUAUCGCAGCACCCAUGAAUAAUUAAAUCCUAAACAUUGAUAUAUUACGUGCGUAAGUAUCUGUAGAGGAGUCUUUGAAGGCAAAUAGUACUGCGGUCACUUGAAUUGAGUACGACGUUCUCUUAGGACGGUGUUAUCCAUUGUUGAGUCCUCAGGUGGCUGUAGAGACCGAUCCGGGAUCCACAUACUCUGGUGCAGUGUCAAAAAUCAAAAGCAAAUAAAAGUAUAAUAUACUCCUAUGGUAGAUUGCAUUGUAUGUGGACUGAGGAAAGUUGGAGGUGAACCCUUGCUCUGUAAUUUAAAACUUGCUUUGUGGACGGAGACAGGAUGCAGCCGAAGAGACAAUGAGUAACACACAGCGGUAGAAUUGUUGGAAGAAUGUAGUGAAACCUUGGUGAUUAAAUAGGUUUGGAUCAGUGAUUAAUUACACCUGAAAUAGCGCGGAUUAAAAAAAAUAUAAGAAACAAGACUAGAAUUACUUUAUAUUGACAAUGAAGUUGCCAAGUUCAGCUAACCAGUUCACAGAUGAGAAAUGUGACAUGCUCCCCAGUUGGUGUGGUUCGGUGAGUAACACUUCUUUCCAGUCAGCAAAUUGUGGGUUCAAGUCCCACGCUGAAAACAUUGGCAUGAAGAUCGAGACUGUACGAGGAUGGCUCUUAGAUGUCUGCUUUUUCCCAUUUAUCAUUGGGUCUGGAAUGUGUAUCGUUACGGGUCUGCAGAUGAGAUAUUGUUCCUUGCAAUGGAAUAGUGUUCAAGGUGGAAUGCAGAGCAAGUUUGAGGCUUAAGGUGCUUGAAAACAUGCAAAUUAGCAGCACUAAUGACCACUUGGCCCAAUUGGUUCAUAUUUAAUGAGAUCUUCAUUAUUCUGAUUUUUAACCUCAACUCUGCAUUCCUUUCACCCUUGUUUAUCCAAAUUAUCUAACUCACAAAAAAAUGGUUCCCAGCUUUGUAGAAUAAUUCCAAAGACCCUUGAUCUUCUGAGAAAACUGAUUUCCCUCUACCUUAAAUGGAUAACCCCUUACUUUUAAGAGGGAGCCCUUAAGUUUAGAUUCUUCCGCUAGAAGAAGCAUUUUAUCUAUACCUGCCCUCAGAAUUUCAAUUAAAACCCUUCUCCAGUAGAUACAGCCCAGCCUGUUCAUCCAUCCCAGGUUGCUUUGGCUGGUAAACCUUAUGGGAACUGCUUCCAACACAGCACAUUAACGACGUCUUUCCUUAAAUAAAGUACUACAUACAGAUGGCCUUUCAUUUCUAACCGAGCUCUUCCUCAAAUGUGUCAAACUGGAGGCUGUGGUAGAACACAGGACCCUACGGAAAAUUCUGGCAAUUCUGGAUGAUGUUUCUCACCCUCUGUAUGCUACUUUGGCUGAACACAGGAGUACGUUUAGUAAUAGAGCAAGACAAAACGCCUCUCUCUCUCUCUCUCUCUCUCUCUCUCUCUCUCUGUUUUGCUUUACGGCGGUUGGCACCCAGCUUAAUGGUGCAUUACCGCCACGACAAAACGCUUAAGAGCACUCUAUGAAGUCAUUCUCAAACUCGGCCAUUCGGCUCUAUAAGUGGUCAGCCUAUAGCCGGAGAAGUGAUGACCCCCCCCCCCCGCUAGCCUUUUUUGGGGCAACUUGCUUUUUUUUUAAUUCUUUCUUACCUCACUUCUAAUAUUUGUAUAUCUGUGCACUUGUAAUGUUACUGUAAUUUCCUUUGGGAUCAAUAAUGCAUCUAUUUCCGCCCCUCUCGAGAGCCCUGAAUUCAAAUCAGAUUCAGCCCGCGUCCGCCAACCAUUUCCAAUCCGCCUCUGUUCCACCCAACUCAACGACAAUUAACCCUGACAUGCCCCAUCUCUCUCCUGCUCUGCACUGAACUCUAUUUGGAUUCGCUUCUAGUGUCCGGGUUGAAAUUAUAAUGUUGCUAAGCGUUCUUGGUUUCCACACCGUCCCUUUAUAUUUUUGAUUAAUGCUGCUGAUAAGUUAUGAUCCCAACGGGGCUUCUGUUUGAAUUAUUCGUCGCUACGUUUGGUACUUUAAAUUUUAAAGACGCACCCGCCCCCUUUUUUUCCUCCUGUUACACGCGUGGGACUCGAUAGGGUGUUACGAAGGCUUGAUUGUCAUCCACGUCAUUGCACUUUAAGCCCAGUUCCCUCUGUGGGCUGUUAAAUGUAUUUCCUCUCCUGGAUAUAGGAACACGUUCCGCAGUUCUACCGCAGAAACAGAGCUAUCCAGGCGUUCGCCAAAUCAACAAAAUGUGGUCUUAGCACGGAGGUCUGGCCCAUCUCUUGCAAACCUACCCCAGCCCGCCUGUCCCUCAUGGAGAAGCCGGAGGUUCAUUCGAGCCUGUGCAUACCUCGGAACUUCAGCUGCAUAGCCAGUCUCAGUGGCAGCUUGGCUGGGGAAUAUGUCGGCUGUGGAGCGGAAGGAGAGCUCGACUGUCACCCCAAAUGUCACCAACAGGAGAGGAGCCGAGAAGGGUCCAGCAACUGUGGUGGUCAUCCCAGCCCGGGUCAACGCAGGAGAGCCAAGUCGCUGCCAGCCCCCGCCGAGCGAGGAGCCGCCUCUCUGGAGACAGCGUCUACCUGCCGGGCCAGGAGGAAAAGUGUCCGCUUUGCAGACUCAUUGGGUUUGGAGUUGACCACCAUCAAGCACUUCUGCGAUGCUGACGUGCCCCAGAUCCCGCACCGGGUUAUGGCUCGGCUGAGGAACGAACGACCCGAUUGCCUGCUGCCCACCAACAUGAUGGACAUUCUAUUGGACAACCCAGCCCACACCCUGGAGCCCACGUUCAGCAACCCCGUCAGCUGUGCCGGCUUCCUGGAGAGGGUCAGGACGGAUAAGGUGUGUCUGGAGUCCUUCUCCACUGACCAGUUCAGUAUCCUGGGGCUCAUCAGGGUCUCCAAUAUCGCCUUUGAGAAGCAGGUGGUAGUCAGGUAUACUCUCAACCAGUGGACCUCUUUCGUGGACAUUGUAGCCAGCCACAGCUCGCACUCUCCGGACGGCCAGACUGACACUUUCUUCUUCAAAUUGAUCACCCCGCUCUUUCUGGACAUGGGUGGAACUAUGCAGUUCGCCAUCCGCUACUUGGUGGCAGGACAGGAGUUCUGGGACAAUAAUAAAGGUCUUAACUACCAGGUUGUAAGUCACAAGGUUAAAGUCUCCCCUCCCAAGGACUGGGAAAAUGGCUGGAUUCACUUCAUUUGAACGGAAAAGAGGAAACUUUCUUUACCGUGUCUGCAUGGUGGUGUUUGAGAGUCGCAUCCGGUCUAUCUUGUCUCCUGCAAGGUUUCGGUUUCUGUUUGAAAGUUUUAAGUCGUGGGGACCACUGAAAACUGGAAAUCCUCCUUGACUGAUUCCAUUCAGUGUUGUGGCGGGGAAAGUUGUCCUCGGUCAUUAUAAGCAAUAAGUUGAGUUCAGUUUCCGUGGUGAGGUGGGAGGGUCAAUGUUUUUAUGAUCAGGUAUACACGAAUAGAAAUCACCGACUUACCACGUUAAUUUUUGUUUUCCGUCUCCACGGAGGCUGCCUGCUGAGUAUGUCCAGCACUUUGUGUUUGAAUAAGCUCGAGCAGUAACGGGUGUAAGGGUAACCUGUGAAAUUAACCACGCGAGACUUCUUUAGCAGCUACAGGGAGAGGUGACUAAAUUUCAGCCGACUUCCAAACUUGAGCCCUUUAUAUAAACCUUUUUUUAAAGAAAAGUUUUUUAAACCCUUUUUAUAAAGUGCACUUUGCAUUUCCAAAAUGGGACUUUUACUUGACUGCUUAAUCAGCUAAUAAUAUAACUAAUUUUGAAGACUUGUACCACCUUUAGAAAAUAAUGUCUGGACAACCUUUUCAUCACCUUUGCAAACACUUCAUAACCCUACAUGCCACUUGCAGCAAAUGAAUGCAGACAUCCUUUGACUCACUGGCAGUUCUCCAAGGAGGAAACCAGAAUAACCUUUCAGAAUUGACACGGGUGCUGAUGACAGGGGGUGAAUUGCUUAUUAGGGUCUCUGGGAGCUUCCUGCAAAGGAAGUCCAGACACAAAUAAUUUCUGUGUGGACCAAGUGUAAUUGAACAUAGUAAGCUCCCAGGGAGUGGUGUUGAGGUGUAAGUAAUUAAAUUAAAUUGUGGGAGUAUCAUCCUGAGUGCUAUAUGCGCAUAAAUCUGUAACGGAUAAAGCCAAAGGAUCUGAUUCUUGAAAUAUAUAAAAUGGUCUGCAAAAGAUAUAAAAUAGUAUGUUUAAAGAUUUCUGUAAUAAUUAAAUGUAACUCUUAAAAAGUUUUAGAGUUUGUGAAGGUGUAUGUGUGGUGGGGAAGACAAAAACACUGUGCCCUUUGGCCAAAAGACAGAUACCUUUAGGUUUCAUUCAUUGGUUCUUUAAAAUAUAAACCUUCCAAAACCCCUGCUUAAACCACAAGGUAAAGGUGGACAAUUGCAUCAGCAUUAGUAGCAUCUCAUGUUGCAGAUUUUAAGUUUGAUGAUGCAAUUAUAUUGCUGCUGAAUCAUUUUGGUGUACGUUGAAGGUGUAGCAAAAUGUCAGGUUUGUAGAGAAUGGCUCAGCUAUUUUAUUUUCACUGUUUACUGUGUGUACAAUCUACUUGGCAAUAUGAUUAGUGUGUCCAAUUAAAUAUUCGCUGGCAUUUUUGUGGAUGAAAUAUACCUUUAAAAUGAAAGCAGUAUCUUUGCAAUUGGUUUGGCAUCAGUAUUGCUCUUAAACAAGAGAAAGUCUGCAGAUAUUGGAAAUCCAUAGCAAUUCAUACAAAUUGCUGGAGAAACUCCAGCAUUCUGUGAGUGAUCUUAGUUGGCCAGCAGGAGGAUAAGAAGUUUUGCUUGAUGUAGACCAUGGUGGACAUGAUCAAAUUCAAUUUCCCAUUUAUUUACAAGCCAAAAUAUAUGGAACUUAAUAGCCCAUUGGUACCCAGAAGAGCAAUUCUGCUUACCUUUUCCCUAGCUCUUUCCCUAGCAUUGCCAAAUUAUUCUCUCAUGUGAAAAUCAUAAACAAGAGAUUCUGCAGAUUUUGGAAAUCCAAAGGAACAGACAUAAAAUGUUGCCCCUACAACAUGUAUGGAGAGGAAUGUUUCAGGCUGAGGAGUCUCCAGAGAAAAUCACUAACCUACUAAGUUCCUUCAGCAAUGUGCGUUUCUCUCAAGUGAAUGCGCAUUUCCCAUUUGAAGGUGCUGAUUGAUUCUAUUUCCACCUCAAUACAGGCAGAGUUCCAGAUCAUUAUUGUCUACAUGCUUCAUUGUUUCCCUUGAAUCUUCCAUCCAAAAAAAUCUUUGCCACAGCUGUUAAAUCUGCUUCUAUCUAAACCACAAUCUGCUACCCCUUUGAUAAAUCUCAAGUUGUCUUUGCCUUAAACAGAACAAGUCCACCUUCUCCAGUUUAACCCAAUAACAGAAAUCCUUUAUCCCAUGGAGUCAUUAGUACUUCCUGGCCAACUUUUGAGAAGCAUACAUAUGAUAUGGAAUUUAAUACAUUAUAUAGAACUUUAAGUAGGGUGCAAAGUAUUAGCUGUUCACAUGAUGAUUAGAUUUUCCAAAAAUUGAGCUCUGAAGUUUCAAAUAAAACAGAAGUGGGUAGUGUAGACAUGUCAAAUAUGAAGAUAUUAAGCUUUAAGCCCAGGAAGCUUCCCAUAUCAAUUUGAGUAGAUAAGUGUGUUUACUGCUACACUUAUUUUAGUUUUUUUAAAAACUUAAUUGCUUUUCCACUGUACAUAACACAUUUAGAUCAUUUUUUAAAAGAACAAUAUUACAUUCAUUUUGACACGAGCUGUAGGAAGACUGGAGAAACCCACAUUAUUGAUCUUGCAACCGAGGAAGCUGAAAGGUAACUUAAAGAAUUUAAAUUUCUGAGGGAGGUGUCAGGUGAAACUGCUUUCACUGACAGGUGAGCCAGGGUAAAUAGCUAAAGAAUGUACAAUAAAUUAUCAUAUUUGGAUUGCACAGGCUGAAGGCACACUCAAAGGCAACUGGGGGGGGGGGGAGUGAAGAACUGGAUGAGAAAAGGGGUUUUGGAAAGAAUAAUUAAGUGGGACCAAAUCCAUAGUCAUCACAGACUGGAUGAGCCAAAUGACAUCUGUCAUUUAUAUGGCCUUUGCUAUGACUUAAAAUCAAUUACAGUUAAAAUUACAGAUGUUUAUAUUAAGGAUUGUGUCAGCAUGGACUUAUUUCCAGAGUUGCUUCACUUAAUGUGUUUUUUUUUAAAUGGCUUCCUAAAACAAAAAAAAUACUUUAUUUCAUUAACCAACCAAGGAAAAACACAUAAGUUAUAUUUGAUUAGACUUGAAUACUUGUAACUCAGUGCAUGCAUUAGAAUUAUUCCGGGAUAGCUCCUAUUGCUGUGCUGCUGCAGAUUAGUUGUGGCUUUAUUUGUACCUUAAAAUAUAAAGCGUUCAGAUUGUUUGAAGCCUGAGCAGUUUUGAAGGUUAGAAGUGAGUCCCUUUUAUUGUACGUUCAAAGUAAACUGAAUUUGCUGGUGUGCCAAUUUUGUGGUAUUGUUCUGAGUAAAGUUCCCAUAAAUUAUUUUGAAACCAGGUGAAUUUAAGGGAAAUGCCAAUUUCUUUAACAUUAUUUCCAGUGUAUGAGGAAACCUGCAGUAUUGGGCCACACUUAGCCUGCACCCUAAUCUUAAACUCCCUUUUCCUGUGAUUUCCACUUCCCCACUGCUCAACAUCUCCAGGGUACAGGUUCUAGUGUAGAUUGUAAUCUAAAUGAUCAUUCUUUAAUGUGUGGUCUAGGUGCUUACUGAUAAAUAACCUAAUCAGUUGGAGAUUUAAAGUUCCACACAGACGGGAAAUAAAUGUUGCCAAUGUUUAGAAGUAGACACUAAAGUUUUUGACAACAGUUGCAAAGUUUGGAAAAAGGAAGACAAUCGAAUGUAUGUGCCAUAUCUAGUAUCUACUGUUUUUUUUUAGUUUUAUUAAUCUCAUUGUAGGCAUGGAUGCAGGAACAGUUCACUUCCCCCCCCCCCACACUAAAACCUGCCCAGCCAUUCAAUGAUUGCUUCUGAUUCAGUGAGUCUCCAGUCCAUUUUCCUACUUCAUUGCCAUGUGCUCUAAACCUUUUACAGUCUGAGCAUUUAACAAGCAGCCUUAAAAAUGAAUGCCUGGGCAUCUGACAAUGAGAUUUACCACAUUUUACACUCUUUUUCAGUCCUAAACCCUUUAUCCUGAGAUAUUGCCCUCAAUUUUGGACUCCUAACUAGAAAAAAAAAGUACCUCUUAGCAUCCUCCCAGUUAGAAGUCUGCUCUACACAGUUAGGCAUGGCUGUAAAUAUAACAUUUCAAAUGUCCAGAACCAGAUCAAUAGUACUAAGCACUAAAUAUGGGUCAAGGGCAUUGACUGAGCAAAUCUUCCUGAACUGGAUAAAGUACUAAGCAAUUUGAUGUGGCAAGACCAACCCAGCUUCAGCAUUUUUUUUCAGAAUAGCCGCUCAACCUGACCCACAUCCAGCUUGUAUAGAUGGGGGACUUGGGUGGCUGGGCUCUAUUGAGAGCUUUGGCUAGUCCUAACCAAUUUUUUUUGUAGCAAUUGAGUUUUACUUAGUAAUGUUACAGUGACUACAUGGAAAUGUUUAUAAUUUCUAAAACUACUGAAUUGCCCAUUCUCAGUAUAAGCUCUGAGGUCACUUUAAUAAGUACAGGAGAUACCUAAUAAAGUGGCCAUUGAUGGUAUGUCCAUGGCCUUGUGCUGCUGUAACCCAUCCUUCAACGUUUGAUGGAGCUACUCUUCUGCAUAUCACUGUUGUAAUGUGUGAUUACUUGAAUUGCAUUCACCUUCCUGUCAGCUUGAACCAGACUGUCCAAUCUUCUCUGAUCUCUGUCAUCAACAGGUCAUUUUCACUCUCAGUACUGCUGCUUACUGGAUUGAUUUAUUUUGUUUGCACCAUUCUCUGUAAACUCGUGCAUGAAAAUCCCAGGAGAUUAGCAGUUUCUGAGAACUCAAACUACCCUUUCUGGCACCCACAGUCAUUCCACAAUCAAAGUCACUUAGAUCACAUUUCUUCCCCAUACUGAUGUUUGGUCUGAACAACAACUGAAUUUCUUGACCAUGUCUGCAUGCUUUAAUGCAUUGAGUUGAUGGCACAUAAUUGACUGAUUAGAUAAUUGCAUUAACAAGCUAGUGUACCAUAUAAAGUGGCCACUGAGUGUAUCUCCGUUCCUGGUUUAAGGGGAACUAUAGUUCAUCUUUCUCAUGUAUCAAAACAUUGCCAUUUUACCUCUGCUAUUCUGUUCCAUCAAGAGCAGAUGGCUAUUAUUUUGCAUAGUAGAAGAAUCCAUCUUGAUUAUCAUAUCAACUGUAAGAAAGGCUGAUGAUUAUGAUGCAACUUUAUUGCACUGUAACUGCAUUUUAAAUUACUAUACCUUUUGGUUAAAUAAAUUACUGAGUUACUUCUGUACCAUUAAGUUCUUGUUUAGUUUAACCAGUUGGAUAGCUAAGCAACAUAGAUCAGAAAGAUCCCAGAUUUGAUAAUCUCUGGUUUGUGCUAAAAUGCGUUGGAGGUGACGUGUUUCUGGGAGAUAUGGAAUAAGACCUAUGCCUUUCAUAGUUAAAUAGUUUAAUUCUCUGCUAUCCAGUUUAGGGAAUACCAGCACUCAAUCUUAUUUCCUCAUGAAACUGCAUCCCAACUUUAGUCAAUACAUUGAUGGAGCAGGGAAAUUGGAGAAACUAACCUGGAUUCUUUACUUAAAAAGAAAAAUUCUUUACUUAUAUUUCCAUGCAGUAACAUAAAAAUCUUGUCAACCUUUUGCACAUUAGUGUCACAAAUUUGCAUAUGACUGGCAGUGAAAACCACUUAUUCUGAAUAGGUGUACUAUUUAACUGAUUAAUUCAGGAUACUGAUACAUAAUUUAUGUACUUCAACCUCAUUUAGUUGAAUAACAACCUACACCCAUUAUCUAUAUGUCAUGCUUCUGUGAAAGGUACCAAGAUAUUAUAGAGAAUUAUGGAAUCAUAACAUCAUAGAAGGUAAUGAUUGGAGCAGUUAUAUCUACACUAGCUCCUGUCAUGUAGUUCUCUUUGUCUCACUGACCACCUCCUAUGGCCCUGCAAAUUAUUUUCUUCAAGUGCCUAUCCAUUUUUCUUUUGAAACCUCUAACUCUAUUCUAUCAUCCUAACUUAAGUGAGUUCUGAAGCCUAACCAAUUCCUGUAUUGAAAGGAAAUUAUUUUCCUAAAUUCCUCUAUCUUUUGCCCAUUCUUUACAUAUUUGCCCUCUCCUUGACCUAACUGAUAAUGGGAAGAUGUUUGCUAUAAAACCUUAAGUAAUCAAUAAGAUUGCUCUUCUUCCACACCUUUUCAUUUCAAAUAUGCACAUUAAAGUGUACCUCCUGAUUGUUCAAGUGGUAGACUACAGAAAAUUGUACAUCCAUAAUUAUAGGAGUGCUGUUGACAUGCAACGGUGGAAUGACAUUCACACAUUCAUGAUUUUGAAGUAUGCUAACAUGGAAGAAAACUAUUCACUAUUGUCAUCUUGGAAUUGCUUUCAGAUAAGACACCAGCUCCCAGGCUCUUGUAGAACAAAAUGAUGAUAAGAAAGGGCAACCAAGGGACAGCUCCUAUUCUGAAAGAUAUUUUUGGGCCAGUACAUGUGAGAUGGUACUUGAGAACCACAGAGCUCCCUCCAGUAUCUGUAGAUGGUGUCGCAGCAGAGACAGUCUAAAAUAAACAGACAACAGAUAAGGAAAUCAGUGGAAAGUAAGAUGAGAGAAUAUGCAUGACCUUAACCACCCAUUUAUACAAUUAUUUCUCACCACUGGGAAUUUAAAAUGUGAUUGUGUAAUGUUUUACUGUGAUAAAUGACUGUAUUUUUUCAUGGAUAUAAAGAAUUGAAUCUAUUUUUUAAAAAUUAAACAUCAGCAUAUGUUGUAUUUGAAUACAAUUUCUGUCAGACUGUAACAUUCAGGAUUCAUUAUUUUAUGUGUGUUUUGAAAAUAGUAUUUUUGACUCAUUAUUUUAAAAUUUAAGUCACUGUUUACCCAACUACAGUUUGUAUUUUUUCCCAUUAUGUAAUGGCAGAGUUGGCAUUUGUUUCCAGAUUCUAACUGAACAAGCAACAGGACCUACUGUUAACAUGGACUUAAAGUUUACCUGUAUCAGCAUCCCUUGGUGCAGUUACUAAUUCUUACUGUUUUAAUUUUAUUCUGAAAGAAUAUCUAAUUAAUGGAGAUUUUUGUUUGGAAAAUGGUGAAUUGUCAAUGCUAUGGAAAUGUUAAUGAGUCAUUUUGCACAGACUAGAUUUAUUUGAUAUAGAGCAUUAGGAUCUUCAGGGAGAUUUAUCAGAGGGUUUCCAGAAAACAGUUCUACCAAGGUGUAUUAUUUCCUCCUUGAUCUAUUUUCACAAGUUAUUUUAAAUGCACCAGCAUUCAAACUGCUAGUAAACUUGUACACACUCUCUGAUUUGCUGAAUUCAGUUUAUUUUUUGGUAACUUCAAUGGUUCUUCAUUUGGAAGGUGUUAAGUUUUUUUUAGCUUUGAGAUACUGUCACUUGUGCAAUAGCCUAUCUGUGAACUAUGCAAUAUUAAUCUCAAUUGGUUAUCAGAUCUGCCAAAGUAUUUUAGAUGGAUAUAUAUCAAGCUCCUGUUAUUUUUAGACAUUGUUUUCAUUCAGUGUAGUACAUAUUUGAUCUUUGUGCAAUUCAGGUGGCUACUAUUUGUCCAUGCUAUGUGUCUGCAUGUUGUUUCAUUUUAUGGAGCGAAAACUUGUUAUCAAAAUAAGCUUUAAAAUUAUAUCAAAUGUUUUAUGUCUUGUGUCAAUUUGAAGGGAGUGAUUCUGUAUUGAUUUUAGUAUCUGCAAUGUUCAGUUUGUUGUCUGUACUUAAUGCAGUAAAUCUUGGUGAACAAUUGCAUUUUGUUAUGAUCAAUUAUAGUUUGAUUACAGAAACCAAACUUGUCCAUUGACUAUUCUAGGCCAAGUUGUCUACAUACAAAAUAGUACCAUUGUAUUUUCUAUUUGUGAACCUUGUAGUGUGGAAACAUAGGUUUAUAUUUUUGUACGAUGAUGUCAAUAAACUUCUGUGUUGCA
Messenger RNA from Hypanus sabinus (Atlantic stingray), 11189 nucleotides. RefSeq names its product protein phosphatase 1 regulatory subunit 3D. Gene Ontology annotation, cellular component: protein phosphatase type 1 complex. Gene Ontology annotation, molecular function: glycogen binding; protein phosphatase 1 binding. Lineage: Eukaryota; Metazoa; Chordata; Chondrichthyes; Myliobatiformes; Dasyatidae. The coding region runs from base 2503 to 3390 and encodes 295 amino acids. The transcript has a single exon. Gene Ontology annotation, biological process: regulation of glycogen biosynthetic process. The record is from RefSeq and is a predicted model, not a curated record.